UGAAACAUUCAUAGUAUUACUGGUAAUUCCUGGGCUAAGAGCAGCAAAUGAUCUAAAUAUUUACAAACAACCGAAGAAUUUCUUUGAAGGAAAAUAUCAGAAUGUCAAUAAAAACCAAUACGAGCAAUACAAAAUUGAAAUAGAAUUAUCAAAAAAUAUAGAUCCUGAUGCAAAAACUAUAGUAAAAGUGGAAGGUGGUGUGGCUGAAGUGUUUCUGAAGAAAACUUUAUUUGAAAG
Messenger RNA from Entrophospora candida, 237 nucleotides. The record is from the annotation of a GenBank genome assembly. Lineage: Eukaryota; Fungi; Glomeromycota; Glomeromycetes; Entrophosporales; Entrophosporaceae.